UAGAAGGAAGCGCGCUUCCUGCGGGCGGAGAACUGCGAGGGGCUGAGAGAGCAGGAAAGCCACCUCUGACGGUCCGCUUGGCCAUGAGAGACGAAUGCAUCCCGGGGCUGCGUGUUACCUGACCUCCUCCAGUAUCCCCAGUGCUACCUCCAGAAUUAGAGGCAUAAGGAGACGUGCAUAUAUGCCCACACGCCCAGUGUGUGCUCAGCGAUGUCGUCCAACCUUUCCCACUACGCGUUACGGAUGGCCCGUCUAAGCGCACGGAUCUUUGGAGAGGUCGCUCGCCCAACUGACUCGUCCUCCAUGAAAGUCGUGAAGCUAUUAAGUGAGCAGCCCUACGCGAAGCGGAAGGAAGUUUAUGACUGGUAUCCUCCCCACAGGGUCUACCACGGCCUCAUGAAGACACUUCGCUUCUAUGGCCUUUACAGAGAUGAACAUGAAGAUUUCAAAGAUGAGAUGAAACGACUGAAAAAGCUCCGCGGGAAAGGACCCCCCAAGAAAGGAGAAGGAAAGAGAGCUUUGAAGAAGAAAUAGCGUUGUCGUAUAACCAGUGUAUUUAAUAAAACAUCUUGGAACAAA
Messenger RNA from Elgaria multicarinata webbii, 579 nucleotides. RefSeq names its product mitochondrial ribosomal protein S33 (gene MRPS33). Gene Ontology annotation, cellular component: mitochondrion. Lineage: Eukaryota; Metazoa; Chordata; Lepidosauria; Squamata; Anguidae. Bases 211 to 534 code for a protein of 107 amino acids. The transcript has 4 exons. The record is from RefSeq and is a predicted model, not a curated record.